GAAACCAAAACAAGCAAGAAAGCUAAAAAAGCCUGCUCUUUUUCUCUGACCAUUCCCCUUCCCCUUCCCCCCCUUCUCUUCCGGAUUCUCACCAAUUUUCCUUCUCCUAAAUCCAUUACUAUUCGCCAUUGCCAUUGCUUCUCAAAAAACCCCUCUUUUUCUUCUUCUUCUUCUUCCUUUUUUUUUUCCUCUCUCUCUCUCUCUCUUUGCUUUUACAACCCCCCACCAAAGAAAGAUUUUGGCUUCUAUCUACCCCUUUUUGCUUUUUCCAUGGAUUUCUGUUUCUAGACAUCCCCACUCUCUGUUUCUGUUACAAUGUCAAACAAAUGGAGGAAGGUGAAGAUGGCUCUUGGCAAUGGUAUGUGUCUUCAUCUUCCUCAAGUUGCUGGAGAUUCCACAACCUCUACUACCCAAUCCUUUUCUCCUUUGCCUCCUACUUCUAAUUGCCGCCAAUCCACGCCGACCCAUUCAGUCUCUAGUCCCCGCGUUUCCAAAUCAGGAUCAAGGUCUUCUAAGAGGUCCUGUGCAAUAUGCUUGACCACCAUGAAAGCAGGAAAUGGGCAAGCUAUUUUCACUGCUGAGUGCUCUCAUUCUUUCCACUUCCAGUGCAUUACCUCAAAUGUAAAGCAUGGGAACCAAAUUUGCCCUGUUUGCAGAGCAAAAUGGAAAGAAAUCCCUUUUCAAAAUACCAGUUCUGAUUGUGCUAGGCCUAGAACCAACCCGGCAGGAUUGGCCCCCGAUGAUCCAUGGAUGACGAUUGUUCGACGGAUGCCUCCUCCUCGCAGCAAUACAACUAGACAAAUCACCUCUCUUUUUCAUGGCCCUGAACCUGUAGCUUAUGAUGAUGAUGAAGUUUUAGAUCAACAACCUCAUGCCACAGAGAGAAACACAUCAAGUAAUGGUGCCAGUGUUCAUAGUUGCACUGAUAAAGUAGAGGUCGAAAUGUACCCAGAAAUUUCAGCUGUUCCAAGAUCAGUUUCUCAUGAUCAUUUCUCUGUGUUAGUCCAUGUCAAGGCUCCUCUCUCCAUUGCAACAGUAAAUAACUCCAGAAAUCAGGCUGUAUUGCCUCCAUUGAAUCAACCUUCUCGUGCACCAGUUGACCUCGUAACUGUGCUUGAUGUUAGUGGCAGUAUGGCUGGCACCAAACUUGCUCUACUCAAACGUGCAAUGGGUUUUGUUAUCCAGAAUCUCGGCCCUUCCGAUCGACUUUCUGUUGUAUCAUUCUCCUCGACUGCUCGUCGCCUUUUCCCACUUUGUCGAAUGACAGACCUUGGACGACAGCAGGCAUUGCAGGCUGUUAAUUCUUUAAGAUCAAACGGUGGGACAAACAUUGCUGAAGGCUUGAGGAAAGGUGCCAAGGUGUUGGUGGACCGCAAGUUGAAGAACCCUGUUGGUAGCAUUAUAUUACUCUCUGAUGGGCAGGAUACAUACACUUUUAACGGUCCUAGCAGUGCUCGUUCUCAAAUAGAUUAUCAAUCCCUCCUUCCAGUUUCAAUCCAUCGCAGUAACCGAUCUGGAAUGCAGCAGAUUCCGGUGCAUGCGUUUGGCUUUGGCGCCGACCACGAUGCUGUGACGAUGCACACAAUUUCUGACACAUCCGGUGGCACGUUUUCAUUCAUAGAAACUGAAAGCACCAUCCAGGAUGCAUUUGCUCAGUGCAUUGGUGGCCUGUUGAGCGUGGUGGUGCAGGAUCUGCAAGUUGAAGUGAGAUGCAUUCACCCAAGUUUGCAGCUUGGCUCGAUACGGGCAGGAAGUUACCAAGCCAGCAUCUCAGAACGUGCAAGACUAGGCUCCAUUUUCUUUGGAGACCUGUAUGCUGAAGAAGAGAGGGAUUUUCUGGUGACACUCAACAUUCCGGUUGAUGAGUUUGGAGGUGAGAUGCCAUUACUCAAAGUUAAAUGCAAUUACAACGACCCCAUUACCAAAGAGCCAAUUACUUUAGCAAAUGAAAGUGCGGUUCAAAUACUGAGGCCAGAUACUGUAGGCGAACAAGUAGUGUCAUUGGAAGUAGACAGACAGCGAAAUAGAUUCCGUGUGGCAGAGGCAAUAUCUAAGGCCAGAGUUGCCGCGGAGCGUGGUGAUUUAGCCGGUGCAGUCUCUGUGUUGGACAAUUGUUACAGAACUGUGUCUGAAUCAGCAUCUGCUCAAGCUGGUGACCAAUUAUGUGCUGCUCUUUGCGCUGAGCUGAAGGAAAUGCAGGAGAGAAUGGCAACUCGCCACAUCUAUGAGUCCUCUGGACGAGCUUAUGUGCUGUCAGGAUUGAGCUCGCAUUCAUGGCAGAGAGCAACUGCUAGAGGGGAUUCAGUGGACAUGGGAAGCGCAGUGCAAAGUUACCAAACGCAGUCGAUGGUAGACAUGGUGUCUCGUUCUCAGACCAUGAUACUAGGGCCGCCACCGUCUCAAAGAACACUUCGUCCCGCUCAUUCUUUUCCGGUCAGAGCACCCCAACCUUCGCCACCACAGUAACUUGUAAUGAUGAAUGAUAAGGGGAAGCUGAGCUAAGCUCAAAAGGCCCUUCAAUUUCAACCAACGUUUUGCUUUUUCUUCAUGGUUUUAAGUAAUAUUUUUUUAGCAUUUUCUCUGAAUUAGUUUUAGAGAGAUGAUAUUUAUUUAUUUGAUUUUAUAAUGUUCUUAGGCUUUUCAUUCUUAUGGAUGGAUGGCUUUGAAAAGAAAGCAGAAUAAGGCAUGAUGAGGGUGCCAUAAAAAAAAGGAGCUUGUUUAUAUAAAAUAGUGUGUGGGAAAACAAAUUCUCAUAUUAUUUUCUUUUUCUUUUUCUUUUUGGAAAGAUCAAUUAUUAGGUAAGAAGAAGAGAAAGUUAAAAUGAUGAGUGCAGAAUAGUUUUUUAA
Molecule: messenger RNA, 2846 nt
Organism: Cucumis melo (muskmelon)
Lineage: Eukaryota; Viridiplantae; Streptophyta; Magnoliopsida; Cucurbitales; Cucurbitaceae
Product: E3 ubiquitin-protein ligase WAV3-like
Exons: 2
Coding region: 316-2466 (716 amino acids)
Source: RefSeq, a predicted model, not a curated record